AUGAGCGCGAGUUUGGCGCUCGCACAGGCGCCGGCCCUGCGGUUCCGGCAGCUGCACCAGGACCUGCUGGCCUUUGCUGGACAGACGACGGACGAAGAAGACGCGGCCGCGUUCAUGGCCGACAUGGCGGCCGCUGCGCCGGAGCUGCUGCAGCCACUCGCGCAGGCCCCGCCCAGUGCCUCGGAGCGCGCGGCGCUGCAGGCCAACACAGUGACCGUGGGCGGUAAGCACGUGGACGUGUCGCCGCUCAUUCAGCAGGAGAUCUGUAAGCUCAGCGACGAGUUCCACGUGAGCGAGAAGACGUGCGUGGCGUUCUGGUUGCUGGCCAGUGAGCAGCAACAGCGCGAGUGGGUGGAGCGCGCCGACCAGCUGCCGCCUGGCGCGAUCGCUGACUCGGUCCCGAGCGCCGCGCGGUACUUGCUGACGUCCGAGAUGGAGUACAAACUGCACGUACUGAAGGAGCUCUUGCGACUGCGGCUCGAGACGCACUGGGACAAGCACCGCGCGCAGUUUCUGCUGUCGCUCUCGGACAAACUAUUGACCGAAGAGCUGGUGUCGAAUUUGAUUCGUGCGUUCGACAAGGACUUGGUCACACUUGCACAAGUGUCCAGGAUGGAACAGAGCGUGAGCUACUGGCACACGCUCGUGGCCGAUUGUCUCGUCUUGGUCGUGUCGAGUACAGUCAUGCAAGCACAAGAAGUGCAAGAGCUGGCGAAACUGCUGCAGACGCUGUGUGGACGGCUGAAACCUGUUGUCGCGAAGGUGUCACCGCAUAUCGUGAACCUCUCGUCGUUUUCGCAGUUGUUUGAAGGGGGAUCACUUGCUGGCACGUCGCCGGAAGGAGCAGUGCGACAAGUGUCGUGUAUGCUGCAGACAAUCACUGCGCUCCAGAUGGCGCUAUUUGUCGUGCUGCUCCAGAAAACGAGGAAGCGGAACCGCGAGUCAGGGUAUAUGGACAGUGGCAGGGCGUUGUGUCGACGUGAGCAUGCUCCUGUGGUAGCGGCACUACACCACCUUCUGUUUGAAGAAGAUUGGGAACAGAAGAGCUUCCAGAGCGUUGCGAUGCUCGCAUGGGCUGGGUUCCUUGCAGGCAAUGACGAUAGCAACAGUAGUAGCAGCAAUGUCACGUUUGCUGAAGCCGAAGCUGCGCCCCAUGUGGUCAAGAAAGCGGUCCAAGGGCGCGUUUUCCACACACUGGUUGAAGUGCAUUUGAAAUACUUGCCUGAUCGAAAGCAGGACUUGCGGUUGUACAGCAUUUACGAGCAGAAUCUGGAGCUAUUGUUUCGCACGUACUCGUCCAAGAUGAUGAUUGACGUCCCCACAGUUGCUGACAAGGCAGCCCUUGCUGCUAUGCAUGCCGAAAGUGACGGUGAAGUAGUGGCCUGGAUUGGCGACUGUCUCGAGGACGUCGUUGGCUUUGCGGUGGCGCUGUGCGCUCACAACACUGACUUCUGCUGCUCGUUCUGGCGUGGACCGAAUGACGAAUUUGAUUUCCACAGCAGCAACGAAAGCAACGCAGGAGAUGAUCUGCAACCGUCUGAGUCACAGUCACACAGUGUCGAUGGUGGUAGCUGCCUUGCUUUCUUGAUCGCUUGCCGUGAUGCUGCGCUCAAGACCCCCGGCUGUCUACCUGCAUACAUGCGAUUAGUGGCGUCCGCUGCUAGCGGACCCGAGUGUGCCCAACAGGCAUUCCACCACAUUAAGCGAAACCCACCGCAACUUAGUUGGGAUCAGUUUUUUUCCGUCAUGGCAAAGUAUCAGCGAUUGCUUACUGAUGCUGAGAAACCGGCUGGAUAUGCACCUCUCAUGCCCGUCGGUGUCACGCAGGGAGUUGGGAUCGAUGGAAGUACGUUCCAAAGUGUGAGUCAUGCUGGAACUGGUCCUCGCUUCAUUCGGCCGAAGGAGUUGGAGGCGUUAGAAACCAUCCAGCAACUGAUUCAGGAAGUGAUCUCGGAUCCCCAGUUGGCAUUAAUCUUCUUUCACAACCACGACUGGUCUCCAAUUCCAACGUUUGUAGCUUUUCUCCAGUGUCGGAUCCCCAGUUCGCUCAAGGGCUCGAUUAUGAAGACACUCGCUGUGUUCGCGCGGGUGCCAGACAUUGCACCAUUCGUAUGGCGUCAGGUUGACGCGUUGCAAAUUUUGCGUACGACGGGGGAUACGUCGGCAUAUGGCAACCAGGAUAUCAGUUAUGAACUGGAGCACUACGAGUCGAUGAGUAGGACGUACCCGGCAACGAGAGGAUUUGUCACGCUGUUGUACGAAUUGUUUGGGAAUCCUCACGCGUGGAAGUCGUUCGAAGGUGACGGCCGCGUUGCAGCGAUCCAGUUUUACUUUGAGUUUUUGCUCGAACACGUGUUUUUGAAGUUUGAUUUGCGAAAGUAUGAGCGAGAAGAAGAAAAGUGGGCGCUAGUGAAUGGAACACUCGCGGUCUUCAAGAAAAUCCUACGGCACGCGGACACAUCAUCCGCUGAGGGCAGCUUAUCGUACCAGAUGCUCGCUCGAUUCUUGUCGAGCAGUCCUUUGCUGAAGAAAAUGCUGUCCAUCGUAUCUGGAGAUGGAGGAGUAGAGAAUUUGGAAAACACAUCGACCGAUUUGCAUCUCGAGCACGCAUUCUUCUACUGUCUUGACAUUGUCAAGCGCGAGACUGAAGCCAGACACGGCUCCUUGAACUUUGUGAUUGACGUAUCAAAGAGACCCAGUGACACAUACCUGACCAAGACUACAGUGGUCGCCGCCCUGCGAGAACGGUGUGUGCAGCAUGCGCUUGAGAUUGUGGUGUUGGUGCUGGAAAAGGAUGCUCAGUUCGUGAACUCGGAUCUCAACCGUCAGCUUUCACACCGGCUUCAAGUGGAAAUGAUGCACGUCAUUUUGUGCCGCCACCGGUCCGACUUUGUAAACAUUGUCAAGUACAUCAAGUAUACAAAGUCAGUACACAUUCCGUACCUGUCAGCGGUCAUUUUGCGUCUCAUCAGUGCGCGCAUGAGUGGAUCGGACCUCGUCGAUGUGCUCAUCGAUAGCGGAGCAAGCGCAGAUAUCAUGAUCGGCUACAUGAACCGUCUGUUGAGCGUGUACGACGACGACGAAAUCAAGCGAGUUGAGAGCGACAUGUCACUUAGCGACGAUCCGCACGACAAUGGUGGAUCCGGAUCUGGCACUCUGCCAUCAAGUAGGCAGCAACAGCAAGAUAGCCGCACAAUAUCUUCGCCGUUCCAGCUGUUUGUUCAAGAAACGCCUCCGCCCCUUAUUCGUGCUACCAUCUUGGAUCUACUUCUUGAAAAUUUGAGCAAGCCGGCACCCAACUUGGCACAUCUUCUGCUGGGCAAUGUCAAGCAGCAUGGAGACCCAAAAGGCAUAACGGCGCCAACUUCUUACAUGAAGACUGGUCUUGCCGCCGUAAUUACGCUCGUAUCCAGCGCAGACUUUGGCUUGGAGACGCCGGAGUUGGCGGAGCGUUGUAACCAUGUUUUGCACAAGCUCGUUACGCAGGAGUUUUCGUCUUCGAACACUAUCGCUGCCUUGGAAAGCGUUCCAUCUGAUUACUUUGUUUCGCAGAUCCAGUUGUUCAGUCGCGUUUAUCAUGUAGCGGAGAGGAAGACGGCUGCUGCUAGUAUUGCUGAACUGAACAUGCGCGGGUGGUUUUUUAAGACGCUCGCAGUGUACCUGCACGUGGGGUUACACAAAGAACCUGCGCAUAUGAAGAAGGUUAGCAAGCUGAUAGGACAGUUGCUAUCCGUGCCCGUCGGCAGCCACGACGACCAUCGAUCGAUUGAACAAAUGCUGCUGGUUCAGCAGCUAGAUGAGUGUUCGUUCCACAUCAUGCCGCCACCGGUGCCAACAAACCAGCAGGUUGUGGCUUUGGCUGAACAGGCGACGUUGGCUGUGGAGAAAGGUUGCUAUUACAAGUGGCUUAAAAUUGAUGUUGAGCGGUUUUGUCAAGCGAUUCAGUCGCUGGAUUUGACGGCAACCGACGACGGGGUGAAUGAUCUCUACUCAUCAUCGAGCAAACGAUUUCGCGUGAAUGGCGACGGCGCAAGCAGUAACAGCAGCCAAAACAGUGUGGAAGCAGCUGCGGAGAGGUUUAUUCAAUGGGCCGUGCAGUGGAACAUUUAUUCUGAGCGAAUCGCUGCUGAAAGCCACGCUCUGAACUCGUUGCGAGAGCUUAUGGAAGUGAUUGUGCUGGACUACCUGACAUUACCUCGGGGACAAGAAGGGCUCGAGACUCCAGUUUUGUGGCAGGGGCCGAACGGUAUCGCGACAGCGGAAGUGCGGUUGGAACUAUUGAACAGUAUUGUAACAGCCGUGCUGGGUAAGUUGACCAAGAAAGCAGGUGUUUCUGCUCAGUUGUUCGAGAUUGUAUCCAGGAUCGCUUUGAUACUGUUCUCGCAGCUCAGCUACAUCGAGGAAGGAAGCUGGCCAUCGGCUCGAGCAGAGAGCCGUUAUGGUCAAAACGUGAGCUACCUGGAACUGCUGUUUCGUUCCGUGCACAGCAGUGCUGCGUCGACGGGAAAUCCGUCGGCUGCGCGCAACUCUCGCACACUGUUGUACUCUUGCGUUGUACACGUGCUGCACAUGUUGCCAAGCCAUGCCUUGCAAGAGUCGGCUUCGUCAAAGUAUGGCCACACAAGUGCUACAGGAAGCCAGAAACAGCGUGUUCGGCAUUUACUUACCAACCAGAUCGUUGAUCUUAUCUGCAGGGACGCAAGUGAUGGUGAAGAUACGCUCAGCAUGGCACUUGCAGUGUCAGCGCUAGAGUCUUUGAUUGCUUUUGAUCACGACUCCUCGCUCGUUCCAAUCUUUCGUGAGCGUGGCUACCUGUUACACUUCAUUGACAUAUUCAAGAAGCUGAGUGAUAUGGACGCGGUAGCUUUCGAGCGUAACGAUGACAAUUCAUCCAUGGUGAAAAGUAGUGUGCUUCCGCAGGGCAUGGAUGCUUCGACCGUUGGUACGAUGUACGAGUGCUUUUUGUCACUUUUCGCACGGGUUACUGAAACACAAGAAGGAGCAGUAGCUCUGCUGGAAGGUGGCUUGAUCCGUGUGCUAACUGACGCUCGCAACCUACCAACACAUCGACCCCAGUAUUUUGCUCAGAACCAGCAGCAAGACGCUGCUGCGUCCAUGACCUUUUUCCAGCGCGUUGAGGAUCUGUACUUUCGUAAAUGGCUUCCCGUUGCGCGUCUGUUGAGCGCAAGCUGUGCCUCAUUGCCCAAGAACCGCGCAAUUGCCAGCCAAGUGCUGUACUUUGUAAACAAGAACCGGAAGCUGUGUACAUCAGCACUGAAGCUGUGCUCCAGCAAUUUGCAGUCGCAGCCGAUUUCCGUGAACCUUCUUCGUGAGCUAUCCUACGUGACAUUUGUCUUUCGCUACGUGACCCAAUUCCCUGAUCUGUGCCAGCAAACGUUGGCGACGGCCAAGUGGGAAAAAAUAUCACAGCAGAUUCUCCAGGUCUUCCUGCAGUUUAGUGCGGAGCUUGUGCCUCCCAAUGACGACGGUGACAGCAUGGUUGACAGCAAUGGCGUUUCAUGGUGGACUAACAAAGCUGCGGGCUUUGCGGAGGAACCGUGCGAUGCUGCGAUUCAGCGGGUCUCUUCUGUGGACUGGCGAGACAGACUCUUGGAGCAGUGCGAUGCUGCAGCCAUACAGUCCAGUGGCAGCGUCAGUCUCCUGCACAUGUCCUUACUUGACGAAGAGAAAUUGUACGCGUCUCGGAUGAUCUUGUGCAAUGCCGCUGCUUUCUGCGCAAGCCGCACGAUGCGUGCAGUGAGUGAGGAAGGCGCUGGUCGCGCAGCUCCGCUUUUGUCGAUCUCGGACAAGACGCCGCUGCAGAACAACAAUCAGUUCCCGUCCAUGUCCUCGGUGGGCCCGCGCGCGUUUGCGGCAGCAACGGAUCCAUUGUGGACUCUUGCGCCGUCAGUCAAUGAGUUCGUAGCGCGGUUCGACUCAGUCGUAUUCGCUCUGGAAACGAGCAAGCAGCUUGUCGGUGCGCUUACUGCUUUGAAGAAUGAAGCUGCGUCGGCAUCCGUUCCUUCUUCGCUAUCGUCGCAGCUACCCCUUGGCCAGCGUGAGCAUCCAUCGGAUACUUUAGCACUAGAGAACGUACUGGAAUAUCACGCCGACAGCUUGGCGUUCAUUGUGGAGAAUAUGCUAGUGGUGCUGUGUUUACAUCUUGCUCACUACGUGGAGCAGCCGGAAGCGACAGACAGCAAGGACGUUGCUCGACAGACACUAGGCAAAGUGCUAGCCAUUGUGGGCGAUAUCGAGAACAACCCUUUUGUCCACGCUCUUGCGAGAAGACUACGAGAGCUAGGAGGUUGUUAA
This is a messenger RNA of Hyaloperonospora brassicae, 6315 nucleotides long. Lineage: Eukaryota; Oomycota; Peronosporomycetes; Peronosporales; Peronosporaceae. The record is from the annotation of a GenBank genome assembly.